UUUAUUCUUUCCUCUGCGCUCGGGUGCUUGCUUGCUCCUACGAUACCGGCCACCGAAAGGCUUCAAGUAGCGCUGGAGGACGGCGGCAGCGACCGCUCGCCGCGUGUUAUCGCUCGCGCUUCUCCCCCUAUCGCUGCCGUCGUGCUGUUUGUGCGUUGGUGCGUGCGCGACUUUGUGCACGUCUGUUCUGCGCUGCAUCCGAAGCAGACGAAACGACGACCGUGUUUCUGUUUGUGCGUGCGUGUGGGUGGAUUGUUUGGUGUGCCGUCGGCCCGUGUUCACUUCAGGAGCGCGGGUUGUGCACUUUGCUGGGUGCCGUCUGCUCGGCGGCGACUUCUCCGGGGCCAUGUUUCUGCCCAGCCUGCGUCGGCGGCGCCGGCUCCGUUCCGCCGUAGACGAAAAGGCGUCAUCGCGUUCGCGGAGGCGUACGCACGGGCACGGUAUCGACGUCGCCAGCGCCGCCGCUGAGUGCGAGUGACGCGCUCGCCGGUGCCGGCGCGGCCCAGCCGAAAGCCGGGACCCGUCUACUACAUCAUCGUCGCUUGGCCCGGCGUUGGAGGCGAGUGAGCCGUUCGCCCCUCGCUCAGCUUUCCCGAAAACGACCCCGUGACUGGGAGCAAAGGGAGAGGAGUCAUCGGCCGGCGCGGCGCGGUUCCGGAGAGAAGCGAGAUAAGCCCGGUUCGGUGCUCGCCGCCCGGACGGACGUCGCGCAUCAACAACGAGGACAUCCCGCGUUGCUGUUCCCGGCAGAGCCCUUCGAGACCGCCAGAUCCGUCCCAAUCGUCCCGUCGUCCGUUCGACUGACGGGUGACCAUCGCGGCGCGGCUCACACCGCGUCGUUCAUUGGGCCACUUGCCUCCCCGUUGAAGCAGCGCAGCCCUGGCGGCGGUAACGCUGUCGGGCUGCCCGCACUGCUGCAUGGACGAGGGCCGCUUCUGCGUCCUCUCGGCCUACGACAUGAACGGCCUGCCCUCCUCCCUGGACGCCAGGGGGGGAGGAGGGGGCACGGCCGGCACAAACACCGCGACCGCAAUCACGACUACCGGCGGCGCGGUGACCACCACCUGCACGGGCUCGGUGGGCGGAGCAGACGGCGACCUGGCCUCGAGCUCCACGAGGACCCGCUCGAUGUGCGCCAGGGCCUGUGCCUCCUUCUCCAGGCUUGGGCGGUGGGAGGUGUGGAAGGCGCUGCUCCUCGGUCAAGUUCUGUCGGGCCUCCUCUGCGGCACGGGAGUCACCAGCCAAAUCUUGCAGUCGCAGCACAACCUGCAAAUCCCCACGGCGCAGAGUUUCGUCAACUACGUGCUGCUGUGCGCGGUGUUCACCACGUGGCUGGCGUGCCGGGGCGGCGACGCGGGCCUCAUACCCGUGCUAAGAGCCCGCGGUGGACGCUACUUCCUGCUUGCUUUGGUGGACGUUGAGGCGAACUUCCUGCUGGUCAAGGCCUACCAGUACACCACGCUCACCAGCGUACAGCUGCUGGACUGCUUCACGAUCCCGGUGGUGCUGGCGCUGUCGUGGCUCGCCCUGAAGGUGCGCUACCACCCGGUGCACGUACUGGGUGUCAGCGUGGCGCUCCUGGGCGUCGGCUGCCUGGUGUGGGCGGACGCGCACGAGGCGUCCCACUCGGCGGGUCAGGUGUCGGCGACGCCCAAUCGGCUGCUCGGCGACAUGCUCUGCCUCGGAGGUGCCGCGCUCUAUGGCAUCUCCAACGUGGCGCAGGAGGCGUCCGUCAAGCUGUGCGGCACCGUCGAGUUUCUGGGCGCGCUGGGGCUCUUCGGGAGCGUCAUAAAUGGCAUACAGCUUGCCUUACUGGAAAAGGAACAAGUGGGCGAAAUUCGAUGGGAUGAUUGGCAAGAAGUGUCCAUGCUGCUGGGCUUCUCUGGGUGCCUGUUCCUGCUGUACCUGCUGAUGCCGGUGGUCAUUCGGCUGUCGAGCGCCACUGCCGCGAACCUCUCCAUCCUUUCAGCCGAUUUUUACGCCCUCGCCAUUGGCGUAUUCGUCUUCCAUUACAAGUUCCACUGGCUGUACAUGGUGUCCUUUAGCCUGGUAAUCGCGGGCGUGGCGCUGUACUCGGCCAAGCCGACUCCUCUGGGUCUCGGACACCAGGAGAGGGACUCGGAGGAAGCGCUGGCCUACACACCUUCAGGAGUAGGAGUGGCCGGAGGCGGUUGCCACGUGACCCAGUACGGGUCAUCCGGCACAGAGCACGGCUCGGCGCCUCUUAUCUCCGUGUCGCACGCCGUAAGCGUGCAUGCAUACGGAACGCACCAACACGAGCCGAGUCCCAAGACCAACGGUGCUGUCUCCUGAUCAUGCGGCUGCCCAGCGCCACCGCCCGCUACGCCAACACCGACGACCAACGUUGCUCAAUGAAUCACCAACCUUUCCCUCUAGUUGACGCCGUGGGUUGGUUUGCGCGAACGAACGUAUUUUUAACAGGCUUGGGAACAUCUCGGUGUCAGUGUGGAUCUCAUGGAACCUGCCCGUCGGGCCCUGCCGAAUAACGUGUUCAAAACUGCACUCACAUGCUCUGUAACCGCGCACGUGUGCUCGUUACCGCAUGUGUGAUAAGAAAUAUACUGAACAGCCUUAAUGGCCCUUCAGUGUACUCACAGUUUUGUUCAAUGUGCUAUAUAUACCGGACACAAUUGUGGCAUUUAGGUUGUGUUGACUGCCUACUGUAGGGUCUCACUGUACGGAAAACUUGGGAAACAUUUAAUCUGUUGAUAAAUAAGCGACACGUGCUUUCUUUUCAUACGUUCAUUCAUUAAGAAAAACAAUCAUGAGUUAUUCAUUGUUCUUGUUGUUUGCUCAAGUGAAGUUUUAAGUAUGAGUUCAGGAUUGUUGUGCCUGAUAAGAAGCAAUCAGCACUGGGUUUUUUUUUCUUCUUCGAUCUACUUCAAGAAGGGUUUCUAGGUUGGGAAGGCAAGUUGUCCUGGUGCUUCUGCCAUGUGAACAUGUUAUUGGCAUAAUAAUCGUAGCAUGGCUUCUUGAAGAACAAAAUGACAUGUGUCGCAGAGGAAGCAUGUGUCCUAUUAUUUGUUGUUACCUGGCGUAGUGACGUCAUGUUGUUGAAUAUCUGGAAGUAUGACGCACGUAGAUCUGAUCUUGUUGAAAUGAAAGGCUCCUACUAGAUGCCUCUGUUCAAUAUGCAGGCGAAGUUCUGCGAAAUUUUCACGCUGAUUUGUGUGAGCUAGACGAGUGUUGGGUAUAGUGAUUGAAUCACCUUUAUUUUCAUUACUGCAAGUUUGUGCGCAAAUAUCGGUGUUCUCUUGCAUAAUGAUGUUUUUAUGGUUUUAGAAUGCGCAUGUUCUUGGAUUACUAUGAUUUCUUCCUGAAUUAAACAAGGAAUGACAGGGCGUCCUUGAAUUUUUUGUGUUUCAUCUAGGGCAUAACGCUUUUACGCCUAAAACCUUCAACAAGGUGUCGAUAGCAGUUGUUCGACAGAAGUUAUGGCUCAAGCAAGCCCUCAGCUUGUGCUUGCUAACAUUAAUUGCUUCCGGAAGCGACUGUUAGAAACGUCUGUUUUUGUCAGCCUGUGUCAACUUAAAGAGGAUCAAUAAAUGUCAAGGGUCAUUUUUGAGUUCCUUUGAAAUUAGUCAAAUAAUUUUAGCGCCAAAUUUAAUCUUUAUGCUGAGAAGUCACUGAUAGGUUGGCUGUUCUCCUAUGUUGGGACGGAAUAUUACAUAAGUGCAAUCUAUGUUGAAUCAAGUAGAUCUUCUUUGAGACAGCGUUUUAAUGAUUCAGCAAGUCUACGUAAUGUUUAAAGCAGUGUUAUAGUAGUUUCAGAAACAAACCAGUAUAAAUGAAAAUGCAAUGUUGAUUUUCAGUUCUUUUGCUCGCUAACUUGCUCCAAGUGAUGUAAGCGUUUCAAGGUUCCUGCAAAGUUGAUUUUGCCUAUGUUUGGGAGCAUUAAAUAUAUAAACCUAUUUAUCUGGUUCCACUUUAUGCAUUUAACUUAAGUCCUGAGCGUGAAGAAAUGCCUUACUGUAUGUGCACGCAUAGUGAUCAAGAAAGCAAUCUUUUCCUUGUUAUUGUUUUUAUUUGACAAUGCCCUCGCUGGUUUAAGCAGUUUUGCCACUAAAUGUUUCUUCCGUUAUUCAACGCUGUAAUUGGGCACGUGCUCCAUCGGCUUCAAUAGAGAAGCAUAUAAGAGCCGAG
Messenger RNA from Dermacentor albipictus, 4164 nucleotides. RefSeq names its product solute carrier family 35 member F2-like. NCBI's taxonomy places the organism in Eukaryota, Metazoa, Arthropoda, Arachnida, Ixodida, Ixodidae. Gene Ontology annotation, molecular function: transmembrane transporter activity. Gene Ontology annotation, cellular component: membrane. Gene Ontology annotation, biological process: transmembrane transport. The record is from RefSeq and is a predicted model, not a curated record.